Messenger RNA from Rotaria socialis, 1251 nucleotides. Lineage: Eukaryota; Metazoa; Rotifera; Eurotatoria; Philodinida; Philodinidae. The record is from the annotation of a GenBank genome assembly.
AUGGCUCAGAAAAAUGCACGCGUAGCACGUUUCCUGGAUGCAGCUCAAGAGCCAAAGAAAGAAUUAACCCCUAUCGAAGGCUAUGAAAAAACAGAUAUCAUGACACUCCAACAAUCGAUGCAGUCAAUGGCUACAACGCUUCAUAACCUCGACACAAUGGUUAAGAUAGCUUUGCGAAAUUCACGUAAACCAGCCAAUGAUCUCACUUCAGAUGAAUCAGCAGCAAUUCAUCUAUAUACAAUGCAGUGGCCUGAAACACAUGCCAGUGUUUAUGCUUCACUCAACGAAGAUCUACGUUGUCAAAAUAGAAGAAAUCUCAUACCAUGGUUUCCAUACAUGAAAUUGUUUUUUACGGCUUUAUACAAGUUACCAUCAUUAAGAGGCACUAUUUGGCGUGGCGUCCGCGGUAAUUUAAAUGAUGCCGUUGGUGAAGAUUUAAUAUGGUGGGGAAUGAGCUCAUGUACUGAAAAGGUCAACAUAAUGGAACAUUUUGUUGGCACUGAUGGUGAGCGAACUUUGUUCAAUAUUGAAUGCACCAAUGGCAAAUCUAUUCGAGCCCAUUCUUACUUUGAGGAAGAGGAAGAAGUUUUACUCUUGCCAGGUACCUAUCUGCAGGUAAUCGGUAGAUGGAGUCCAUCCAAAGAUGUGCACAUCAUUCAUUUACGAGAGGCACCUGCCCCGUAUCAAACCAUUGCACCGCCAUUUGAGACAUCGUCGACAGCAGGCGACUUGCCAUCUCUCAAAUCACUGGCAAUAUCGGAGAAAUCACCAAAAACAUCAGCAGCUGCCACUGCGGCUGCAAAACAAUCUGUAUCAAAAACAGCAGCGCCCGCGGCAACAAAGUCUAAAUUUCAAAAUGCAACACUGGAGAAAGUACAAUGUGAAAAUGAACGAAAAAAAUUUAUUAAAAAAUAUUUAGUUAUUGGUAAUACACAUGAAUUAAUAUCAAGCGAUAAUGAUAAGACAAAAUAUAAAUGGACACUUUUUGUUGAAUUAAAUAAUGACGAUCAAGAUGAAAUUGCUCAGUAUAUAAAACAAGUCACAAUGGAUCUACAUCCAACAUUUAAACCAUCGCAAAUUAUUCUUAAUAAACCUCCGUUUCGUUUAACAAAAACUGGAUGGGGAGUAUUUAGAAUUAAGCUUACGAUCGAAUUUCAUGAUCAAUGGAAAAAAUCUGAUUUUCAUACAAGUUGGGAUUUAUCAUUUUCAGAUGCAGAAAAUCAAAAAACAAUUGAAAUUGAAUUUCAAUAA